AUGCCAGAGGGAUGGAGGAGAAUUGGGCCUGUAACAAGUUCUAAGAACAAGGGAUAUAGGUAUGUUAGAGAGGUGCACGACAUUUCUAAGAGCUGUAAGACAAUAAUAAGGUUUCGUCUAGGUGUUCAGGAGUUCACGAUGGAAGAAGGACUCCAUCAAGGAUUGUCUCUGAGCCCCUUCUUUCUCUCUUUUGUGAUGGACAGAUUGACAGAUGAGGUUAGACAGGAAUCUGCUUGGAUAGUGAUGUUUGCAGAUGACAUUGUCACUGGAUCUACAGUGAGAGCUUGGAGCAAAUGGAGGAGAAUCUAUAAAGACGGAGGUAUGGCUUGGAAAGGAGCAGAUGAAAUCCAAAGCAACGAUGAGUGUGGAAAAGAAGGGAAGAAACAUGUCCGAGCAGGUUGGAACGGGUGGGGAAAAACAAGUGUUUGGCGUGAUAAAAGAGUAUCAGCAAUAAAAAAAGAUAGAGAGCUGUACAAGACAAGGGUGACACCAGCCAAUGUAUGUUGUAGAGACAGUCCUCCUAGGAAGGAGCCAGGAGACAGAGCCGGAAUGAACAGAGAUGAAGAUGGAGAGGGAUUAAAAAGGAGAGAUAGGAUCAUAGGAACAUCUCCUCUUAGUUGUGUUGGAGAUAAAGACAGAAACCAGACUGGUUGGGUUGGGUACAGAGGAGGGAUAGUGCAUAUAUUGGUAGGGAUGCUGAGGUUAGAACAGUCAGAUGACUUUAAAUGGCCUUGUCUCAAAGCCCAGGUCUCACUAGAACUGAAUGCCAGUGGAGAUCAUCUUAUCUGA
Molecule: messenger RNA, 789 nt
Organism: Menidia menidia (Atlantic silverside)
Lineage: Eukaryota; Metazoa; Chordata; Actinopteri; Atheriniformes; Atherinopsidae
Source: the annotation of a GenBank genome assembly